AUGGCAGUGGCAAAAGCACCUCCCCUUCAUCAAGUAUUCGUCGGCAACAUUCAUCCAGACACCAAGGAGGAGGAGGUCAUUGAACUCUUCAAGAAGUUCGGAAAGCCUGACAGGUCCAUCGUGAUGCGAAGCGCUGAAGGAAUCAGUUUGGGCUAUGGCUUCUUGGAAUUUUCGGAUGCCUCGCAAGCAAGGAAAGCUGUUGAGGGAAUGAACCUCAUAGUAUACAAGGAGCGACAGCUGCGAGUAGAUUUUGCGGAUUGUCGUUCGAAAAGUUCUCAGUUCUCGCCAAUUGUUUUCAUCGACCAGUUGCCUCGCACGUUUGUUGACUUGGAGAAAUUGAGGUCUAUCUUUUCGCCCAAAGGUGCCAUGGUGGAUUGUCACUUGGCCAAAGGUCCCGGAAACGUGACAAGAGGCUUUGCGUUUGUGGAGUAUGAAACUCACGAUUCUGCGUACUCUGCCUUUCGUGAGCUGAAUGGCUACAAACUCGAAGGUCAACCCAUCCGUGUG
Guillardia theta CCMP2712 is the source of this 507-nucleotide messenger RNA. RefSeq lists its product as hypothetical. Gene Ontology annotation, molecular function: mRNA binding. The record is from RefSeq and is a predicted model, not a curated record. Gene Ontology annotation, cellular component: cytosol. The annotation marks the transcript as partial. The transcript has a single exon. Lineage: Eukaryota; Cryptophyceae; Pyrenomonadales; Geminigeraceae.